CCGGAAGUGAACUUCAGUCUAGUUUCGUCGCUCUAUCUAUGACGCGACACAAUCGGUCACCUCCGCCUUCAGAACUUCAAAAUCAAAUAUAGAAGCGACGCACGGACGGCUAACUAGUUAGCUCGCUAAGCUAACCUUUGGCUAGUGACGUCACAAUGUUGUCUCGAAUGUUAUUCUCGCUGCUCAACAACCUCCAUGUAGUUGAGAAGCUGGCAGAAUCUCGCCCGAUCCGCAGGGCAGCACAGAUUACAGCCUACGCCAUCACCAAGGCUCAUAUAUUCGGCCGGGACGCGUCGCAGCGAGUCUUGCGCUCCCAGACGCUGCGACAGGUCCGGGAGGAGGCUGGCAGAGCACCUGGGGACAUGGAGGACGUCGGCAGGCGACUCCGGAAAGUCCGAGAGACAUUUGUCAAGGAAGUGAAGGUCGGGUGGAAAGAUGGAUCCCGCCAAAUUAAGAAGUAAAACUUUAAUGAAUGCCAAUGUCUGCUUUGAAGCUACAGCAGGAUUGCUUGUUGAGCAAUGUGCAUGAGGACAAAGGACAGUAUCUGCAAAGAUGGACACUGAAUUGACUGAGACGGAAAGGUCAACAAUGGAACCAGCUGCUGCUAAGUCACAGCGAAAUUAUGUUAUGUCACACUGACAUUUAAUCAUUAAUUUAUUGUUGUAACUUCUCAGUUUCAAGUACAAUGUGGAUAAAGAUGUUUGCAGUGGUUCUCAAACCAUUUUCAACAAGUACCUCAGAAAAAAAUUCCCACUCCAAGUACCACCAUAAUGACCAACAUUAAAAUUCAGUCACUCA
Molecule: messenger RNA, 798 nt
Organism: Nerophis lumbriciformis (worm pipefish)
Lineage: Eukaryota; Metazoa; Chordata; Actinopteri; Syngnathiformes; Syngnathidae
Product: protein NCBP2AS2-like
Source: RefSeq, a predicted model, not a curated record